AUGGAGAUAAAAAAGAGAAAAGUUGAAGUUAAUGAAGAGUCUUCAGUUGAAUUAUAUCCUUUUAGUACUGAAACUAUGGAAAUUUUGAAAAAACGUGGUAUUAAUAGGUUAUUUCCUAUUCAAGCAAAGUCUUUUAAUUAUAUAUUCAAUAAGAAUGAUGUUUUAGGUAAGGCUAAAACAGGUACUGGCAAGACGUUGGCAUUUGUAUUACCAGUAAUCGAGAGACUAAUUAAAAAAGGUAAAUUUCAUACUAAUGAAAUAGGUAGAAAGCCUCUAGUACUUGUAUUACUACCUACGAGAGAACUUGCUCAACAAGUCAGCAAUGAAUUUGAACUUAUGAAGGGUAAUAAUCGUUAUAAAGUUGUAAGCAUAUAUGGGGGUUCACCUGAAUAUCCUCAGAUACAAGAAGUUAAGAAAGGAGUGGAUAUUAUUGUAGGUUGUCCUGGUAGGGUUCUAGAUUUUAUUGAACGAAAUAUACUUAAUGUUAGUAAAAUUAACGUUUUAAUAUUAGAUGAGGCAGAUAAAAUGUUAGAAAUGGGAUUUAAGGAAUAUGUUGAUAAAGUGAUAGAUUUUGUUAAAAAACAGACAUCUGAAGAAAAUACAGAUAAGAAUAGAAGAUUUCAAAUCUUACUAUUCAGUGCUACAGUACCAUCAUGGAUUAAGAAAAUUGUUAAUGAAAUUAUGUCUAAUGAUACUGUUACAGUUGAUGUAACAAAUAUAUCUGUUGAUGGAAAUGAAGAUUCAAGUGAUAGUGGAAAUACUAGAAUUCGUCACUUAGCAAUCCAAUGUGCAUAUCCUCAAAGAACAGCUUUACUUAAAGAUAUUAUUACAAUGUAUGCAGGUAUUCAUGGUAAAUGUAUAAUUUUUACUGAAACUAAGCAGACUGCAAAUGAAAUCUCUAUGAGAAGUACAAUUAGCGACAUGUGCCAAGUACUACAUGGAGAUAUUCAGCAAAGUCAAAGAGAAAUAGCUCUUCAAGCUUUCAAAGAAGGUCGUUAUCGGUGCUUAGUAGCAACCGAUGUAGCAGCCAGAGGGUUACAUAUUGAUGAUGUAGCUGUUGUUAUACAGCUUGCACCACCAAGAGAUAUAGAUACAUAUAUUCAUCGUGCAGGACGUACUGGAAGAGCAGGAAAAUUUGGAACAGCUAUUCUAUUUUGCAACAUGAAUGACUACCCUUUUUUAUUAAAUAUUGAGAAAAUUGGGAAUAUUAAUUUUCAAAGAAUCGGUGCUCCUCAAUUUGAGGAGAUUCUUCAAAAGACAGCUGACUCUGUAGGGGAAUAUUUGGUAGGGAAAAAUAUUUCCAGUACAAUCCUUAAUUCUUUAACGAAACCAGCCAAAGAUAUUAUCAUAAAACUAUGGAAAAAGUUACAAUGCAAUACGCAGAAAAAAAGACAAAGGAAACAAAUAGAAGACAGAGAUAAUGAUUUGAGUUUAAAUAAUAUGGAGAAUGUUCCUGAUAUUCCAGAAUGUGCUAUAAAUGCAUUGGCAUAUUGUUUAAUAGAGCUGACUGGAAUAAAUAGUGAAAUAUCCGAAAUCCCACAUAGAUCGGUUUUAAAUGGCAGAGAAGAAUUUAAGAGUUAUUUAAUAAAGUUUAGUAAACUGAAAGAUACUAUUGCAAGUAAUGGAUAUAUAUGGAGAUUUCUCAAAAAUAAUCUACGAGGAUAUGAAAGUCUUAUUGAGAAGAUACAAUGUAUGACUUUGCUUAAAAGUGGAGAUGGUGCAGUUUUUGACAUCCCAGUUGUACAUUUAAAAGAAUGGGAAGAUGCAAUUCAAAACUUGAUUUGUAAAACCAAAGAUGUUGAUACAAGUACAUUCCAAAUUAGUGCUGCCUCAAGCAAUCUACCAGAAUUGGUAAUUCCAAAUACUUUAAAUUCACAUCAGGACUUUGGAAGUAACUUAAGAGUCAAUCAGCAGCACAUUUCAAAUAAAAUUGGCUUUAGACAAACAAAUAAUAGAACAAGACCGUUUGGAAGAGGUGGAGUUACUAGAAGAGGUAGAUAUUAA
This is a messenger RNA of Cryptosporidium muris RN66, 2004 nucleotides long. RefSeq names its product DEAD/DEAH box helicase family protein. The record is from RefSeq and is a predicted model, not a curated record. The transcript has a single exon. Bases 1 to 2004 code for a protein of 667 amino acids. Gene Ontology annotation, molecular function: ATP binding; RNA binding; helicase activity. Lineage: Eukaryota; Apicomplexa; Conoidasida; Eucoccidiorida; Cryptosporidiidae.